Messenger RNA from Artibeus jamaicensis (Jamaican fruit-eating bat), 871 nucleotides. RefSeq names its product derlin 3 (gene DERL3). The transcript has 7 exons. Gene Ontology annotation, biological process: endoplasmic reticulum unfolded protein response. The record is from RefSeq and is a predicted model, not a curated record. Gene Ontology annotation, cellular component: endoplasmic reticulum membrane; Hrd1p ubiquitin ligase ERAD-L complex. Gene Ontology annotation, molecular function: ubiquitin-specific protease binding; misfolded protein binding. The coding region runs from base 63 to 755 and encodes 230 amino acids. Lineage: Eukaryota; Metazoa; Chordata; Mammalia; Chiroptera; Phyllostomidae.
GGGCUUGAAGCGGGUUAAGAGCUGGCAGGAGUUUGGGCCACGCGUGCCUGAGAAAAAGUCCAAUGGCGUGGCAGGGGCUGGCGGCCGAGUUUCUGCAGGUGCCGGCGGUGACGCGGGUCUACACCACUGCCUGCGUCCUCACCACAGCCGCCGUGCUGGAGCUCCUUAGUCCCUUCCAGCUCUACUUCAACCCGCACCUCGUGUUCCGAAAGUUCCAGAUCUGGAGACUUCUCACCAACUUCCUCUUCUUCGGGCCCCUGGGAUUCAGCUUCUUCUUCAACAUGCUCUUCGUGUUCCGGUACUGCCGUAUGCUGGAGGAGGGUUCCUUCCGUGGCCGUAAGGCCGACUUCGUUUUCAUGUUUCUCUUUGGGGGAGUCCUUAUGAUUCUGCUGGGGUUCCUGGGCAGCCUGUUCUUCCUAGGCCAGGCCCUUACAGCCAUGCUGGUGUAUGUAUGGAGCCGCCGCAGCCCUCAGGUGAGGGUCAACUUCUUCGGCCUCUUCACGUUCCAGGCGCCAUUCCUGCCCUGGGCACUCAUGGGCUUCUCAAUGCUGCUGGGCAACUCGAUCCUCGUGGACCUGCUGGGGAUUGCUGUGGGACACAUCUACUACUUCCUGGAGGAUGUCUUUCCCAACCAGCCUGGAGGCAAGAGGCUGCUGCUGACCCCCAGCUUCCUGAAGCUGCUUCUGGAUGCCCCGGAAGAGGACCCCAAUUACCUGCCCCUCCCUGAAGAACAGCCAGGACCGCCACAGCAGUGACCCCACCCAGGGCCAGCCCAGGGGCCUGUUUCCCCAGCAUCUGUCAAGCCUCCAUCCCAUCCCUAACCCCUGUUUUUGCAGCACAGCAACCUAUCAAAUAAACAGAAUAAUUUGUA